GGGCAGGGGAGGCAGGCUAGUGUGAAAACCUGGGUGUGGGUAACUGAACGAAGUGAACUCGAAGAAGGUGGAUGUUGGGAGGACGGAGGACAUCCAGGAAGAAAAGGAGAACAGAAGGAGCUGGCUCUAGGAAAAUCUGACCAUGGCCAUAGAUUGCCAUGAAGAUCAAGAGCAGGCCUCCAUUCCGGCUCUGGAAUACCCACUCAAGGUGUAUCAGUGUGAAGGCACGGGCGGUAGCAAGAAAGGAGAUGCUGGGACGCAGGGGCAUCUGCUAACACAUGACAAUGGACCCUGGGCUAAGAUGAUGUCACAGGGCUCUGCAACAGAAAGGAAGGAGGGCUUGUCUGUCGGGUUCUCCAUCAUUGCACAGCCUGAGUGUGAGAAUAAUCAGGAGAUUUGUCCCAGUUCCCAAAAACCUCAGAUCUAUAAUCAAUACAGUCGUUCAGAGAGCUUUGACCACAUCCCAAAUAAUGUGGCCCAGUCUACAGAGAGCAGACUGACACCAAAGGCAUCGAGUACAAGGGGAAAAGGGAAAAAGGCAAAAAAAAAGAGAGGUGGAAAGGAUGGAGAACGAAAGAUUGAGCGUCGACGCCAGUGUUCACCUGAGGAGGAAAUGCGGGCCCCUAUCCCUGUACAGGAUGAGGAAACCCAGUCACAUGCAAGGUUUACUGGGUUAUGUAAGGCUGAUGAGAAGAAACAUCUUGAUUCUAUCAAACAGCUUAACAGAACAACCACUGAAUGCCCAUCUCAGGACUUAUCAUCAUUUAAAAAAGAUGGCAUAUGGAUGAACCAGAAGCUCAUCAGUCCUGACCAGUUCUUAUACCAUGUGGGGGCAGGAAAGCUGCCCCCUGCCAACCUUUCACAAACCUUGUAUUCCCCAGACUCCAAAAUCCUUGGUAUUAUUCAUGAUCUAGGAAUGGAUAAAUUGGGACAUGACUACAGUUUAAAGAGUGACUCUUUCAAAUUUGAAGACCCCUUUGUAGACUCACAUAACCAUUCUGUGGAAGAAUGUAACCUAGAAGCUGUGAGGGGAAGUGUGAUCAAAGGCAAGAUAGAACUUCUAGAAGGUCUAGCCAAAGACUGGGCGAAGAAAAAAAAUGAUGAAAAUGACAACGACAAUGAGGGCAUUCUGCUAACGAAGGACAUUAAGCCAGUGGACUAUGAAUACAAAGAGAACAUUCACUGGAAACAAUGUGGAGAGAAGCUAGGAUCUGGCUCGUUUGGGGAUGUUGUUCCAGCAAAAGAUGAGAGCUCUGGAUUUCUCUUUGCAGCCAAAAAGAUAAGCGUAGACAAUUUUCGAGCUGAAGAGAUAACUUGCUGUCUUGAGGUCAAAUCUCCUAGGCUUGUCCCAAUGUACGGGGCAGUCCGUGAAGGACGUUGGAUCACAGUACUCAUGAAAAUAAUGAAAGGAGGAUCUCUGGGUCAGAAGAUCAAAAAAAUGGGUUACCUUCCGGAAGAUUUGGCCCUAUACUACCUGGAACAAGUACUAUGUGGCCUGGAACAUCUUCAUGCUGCAAACAUUGCACAUGGAGAUAUUAAAGCUGAUAAUGUACUCCUGUCUGAAGAUGGCAAAGAAGCCUGCUUAUGUGAUUUUGGAAAAUCUUCCAAGUUCUCACCGGGAAUAUUGAAGAAACCACUGAUGACGGCUGACUAUGUUCCGGGCACGGAGACACACAUGGCCCCUGAGAUCGUGCGGGGAGAACCCUGUGACACAAAGAUUGAUAUAUGGAGCACAGGUUGCAUGAUGCUUCACAUGAUGAAUGGCUGGCAACCAUGGACCCGUACGCACAAACCACCCCUGUGCCUGCAGAUUGCCAAAGAGUCCCCACCUCUACAGGAGAUACCUACCAGUUGUGAUCCAAUUACACAGGAGGUCAUUGUGGCAGCAUUGGAGAAAGACCCAAUGCAAAGGAUGACUGCAACUCAGCUCAAGGAAAAAGUGAAACAGACACUGUGCAAAAAGGGAGGUCUGAAGUCUCCAGUGAUAACAGAAUACAAAACCCCUCGAAUCUUCCCAUGCCCUCUAACUGGAUCAUCAAAAAAUCUGCUUCCAAAGCCAAAGCUGGCCACACAGAAAUCCAGAAUAAUUCCAAAUUCCUUCAAGAAAGAGUUGAUGGGAGACACUCCAUUCCCGUAUGGGGGAAAAAAUGUGGCUCACGAGGAAACAUCUUUUGAACUGGAAAUACAAGAGUUGGAGAAAGGUCUUUUAAGGGACAGCUUCUGUCAAACAAUCCAUCUGAGGGACCCACAACAAAUGUUGGGAAGUGAGAAGAACUUAGAGCCCAUUCACAGCCUCAAGAACUCGUGUGACACAGGAAGUUCUGGGUUUGAUUCUUGGAAAAGCCAAAUGGACACAAUGAGUUGUAACAGCGGCUCUAUACUCAGUGGAGGAAAUACAAUUACUCCCAGUUGGUUUAAUGGGGUGAAAGUUUCUCUACAGACACUCAGUGAUGAGACUUUGUACAUCUUGGAAUCCGGCCAGAAACAGCUGGGAGAUCUGGCCAUUGGAAUCAGCAGUCAGAUCCCCGUAAACGCUUUCACCAUUGUGACUACAACCGGGAAACCAAUCCCUUGGGAUACACAGAUUUCCGAGUGCGGAACUAAUCUCCAGUGCUCCUUAGCCUUAGACUACAGCGGUGGAGGCUGGACUUGGAGGGUAAAGCAAGGGGAGCUGGAGAAAGGUCCUUCGGGAUAGGAUAGGACAUCUUUGUGAAGACAAGAUUGACGUUUGUUGGGGAAAAGCAUCAUGAUGAUGCAGAUAAUUGGACAUUAUCGUCUUUCACCUCUUCAUGUGCCUUAUGUUUCUCACUAAGCAAUAUUUCAAACCAGGAUGGAAAAGGGGAACUUUCCCAGCUGUUGCCCUACCUUUUGAUCUCUGCUAUUCUAUAUCUAUAUGGCACUUGGCACCUGCAAAGAUGUGGCAAUUAUACAUUGUGUUAAGCACAAUGUUCUGUAUUUGAGGGUCCCAAUUAACUGAACUAUAAAAGAAGAAAAAAAA
This is a messenger RNA of Pelobates fuscus (common spadefoot toad), 2998 nucleotides long. RefSeq names its product mitogen-activated protein kinase kinase kinase 14 (gene MAP3K14). NCBI's taxonomy places the organism in Eukaryota, Metazoa, Chordata, Amphibia, Anura, Pelobatidae. The record is from RefSeq and is a predicted model, not a curated record. The coding region runs from base 143 to 2695 and encodes 850 amino acids. Gene Ontology annotation, biological process: protein phosphorylation; canonical NF-kappaB signal transduction. The transcript is spliced from 17 exons. Gene Ontology annotation, molecular function: protein kinase activity; ATP binding.